AUGAAUGUUGAGCACAUCCAGGGUCUGUUCACUGUUGACACGAACAAUCUCCAGUAUAUAACCGACCAUCUUGUGAAAGAGCUCGAAAAAGGUCUCACCUCAGAUGACAGUGACAUUCCGAUGAAUGUGACGUGGGUCACUCGCUUCCCAACCGGUAAUGAGACAGGCCGAUACUUGACUGUUGACAUAGGCGGAACAAAUCUCCGCGUUUGCGACGUGCUUCUGACAGAGGAAAAAGGUGGAUAUAAAAUUACACAGGACAAAUAUAUGCUGUCAGAAAAUCUAAAAACUGGCACUGGAAGCCAGCUUUGGGAUUACAUUGCGGAUUGCCUGCAGGAUUUCCUUCAACAGCGUGGGCUGCAUCAAAGUUCAAAAGAGCUUCCCUUGGCUUUCACCUUUUCUUAUCCUGUGACUCAACAUAAUAUCCGACAUGGCCUCCUGCAACGCUGGACCAAGGGCUUAAAUAUCUCUGGUGUGGAAGGUAAAAAUGUUGUCGCUGAGUUAGAGAAUGUCCUGCAGAGGAGGAACUUGCCCAUCCGGGUGGUUGCCCUAGUCAAUGAUACCACAGGCACACUGAUUGCCUCUGCCUAUAAAGAUGGCAACACCAAGGUUGGAAGCAUCUUUGGUACUGGUUGCAAUGCCGCUUAUAUGGAAGAGAAGAACUGCAUCUCCAAGAUCAGUCCCAGAGAGUUUUCCACUGAUAUGAAUGUGGUUAUCAAUACUGAAUAUGGUGCCUUCGAUAACAGCCAUCAGACACUUCCCCGAACAUCAUUUGACGAAGAAAUCGAUCGCCUAUCUCCACGACCAGGUCAACAGACCUACGAAAAGAUGGUGGCUGGUCAAUACAUUGGUGAACUCGUUCGCUUGAUCCUUUGCCACCUGCAUCAAACGGUUGAUUUCCUAAGUGGUCUGGAAGUCCACCGCCUGCAACAGAGACAUUCAAUGGAAUCGUCCUGUCUCUCCAAAAUGGAAGAGGAUGAGUCACUCCCGGAACGCAUAGCGAAAACACGCAUUGUUCUAAAAGAAGUGUUGGGGAUAGAACCUCCCGAGUGGGAGCUUUGGGUGUGCUGCCGUGUGGCGGAAAUUGUCUGUACCCGGGCGGCGCGACUCUAUGCUUGUGGCAUAGCUGCUAUCUGCAAGAAACGAGGUAUUAAGCAAUGCCGGGUUGGAGUAGAUGGUUCUGCAUUUAGUAAAUACCCUCGCUUUCAGCAGCGGGCGGCUACAGCUUUGCGGGAGAUCCUAGAGUGGCCGAAGGAUUCGGAGGAUCCAGUGCAACUCUGUCUGGCCGAAGAUGGCUCGGGUGUCGGGGCAGCAUUGAUAGCAGCCUUGUCGAGUGACGGUGGUACCUCAGUUAGAUAA
This is a messenger RNA of Aspergillus ruber CBS 135680, 1359 nucleotides long. RefSeq names its product hexokinase. The coding region runs from base 1 to 1359 and encodes 452 amino acids. The transcript is spliced from 4 exons. Gene Ontology annotation, molecular function: D-glucose binding; mannokinase activity; fructokinase activity. Gene Ontology annotation, cellular component: mitochondrion; cytosol. The record is from RefSeq and is a predicted model, not a curated record. Gene Ontology annotation, biological process: glucose 6-phosphate metabolic process; intracellular glucose homeostasis; glycolytic process. NCBI's taxonomy places the organism in Eukaryota, Fungi, Ascomycota, Eurotiomycetes, Eurotiales, Aspergillaceae.